CUGGCAUUGCUUAUACAAAGUUUGUUAAAUUAUUUUGUUCAAUUGAAACUUGUUAGGAAUUUGAUAAUGGCGACAAUAUAUACUGUCACGAACCCUCCCACGUCUAAUAUUAGUAGACCGAAAUCAUCUAUAAUAGUUGACAAGAACGCCCAAUCAAAUACACCUCAAACAUUAAGGGUUUUUAUAGAUAUGGAUAACGUUCUGUGUGACCUGGAACAAGGUCUUUUGAAAGCAUUUCGAAGAGCAUACCCAAGAGAACCAUACAUCCCACUUGAUCAAAGAAAAGGAUUAAAUAUUAGAAAACAAUACUCAGAACUCAGGCCAGACUUGGGUGUACGUAAAUAUUUUACCAUUUACAUUAAUAACAGGAGGUUGUCACCCUCAUCAUAACCCAUCCAUAUCAUUUUUAUUUCGUCAUAUCACCCUAAUAAAGCCAACUGCCACCCCUCACCCCCCCCCCAAAUAGUGAAAGCACAUCCCAUUCCUUAUUCCUUUGUACUUGUAAAAUAAUAAUAAAACAAUAUUUUUAUGGGAUACGUUUUUAAUGUGCACUUAUGUUAAAAAAUAUUUAGGAUGUCAAUAUUUUUUAAUUUGAUACUUACAUGUUCACAUAGACAUAUUAAUGUAGGCAAUCCAAAUAUAAAAACUCAAACUUGCCUUAAACAUUUCAAUUAUAUUAUAUUACGUCUGAGCCUUAGAAAAACUUUUUUGUUUUUAAAUUCAGGAAAAGAUUUACAAAAUUCACUGUGCCGAUGGAUUUUUACGUGACCUACCAGAAGUACCUGGUGCCUGUGAUGCUCUAAAAGAGAUGAGAAAAUUAAAAGGGUAUGUCUUUUUUUUUUUUUAAAAGAGAAAGAGUAUUUUAUUCUGGUUAAGGUAUCUAUUAGAAUCAGAGACCUCACUUUAUAUGAUUAAUUCCUUCCACCUUGCAAUAAGGAUAAAAAAAAACAUUUACUGCUAAUCAUACACAUAGAUCAAUUUAUUAAUCAAAAUAAUGCAUUAAGCCCACUAAUUGGUUAAAUGACAUGUGUUGAAUAAGAAAAUGAAUCCCCAACACAGGACGUGUGUUACAAUAUAAUAUGAUAGAUACUUUAAGGGUAACCACAUGUGGCUGGUAGUUCAUAACUAGGCCAAUGGACUAUUAUAAUUGUUGCACAUUAUGACUUUAAAGUGUUGCAUGUCAUGACGCAAAACACGCUUUACACAUAUGCUAUAGAUAGAUGACUUGAUUUUUGUUUUAGUUAAUGUCUAUAUGUGAUCAUGUUGAUAUGACAGCCACCCCACAUAGACAGGCAUUAGUUGAUUUGACUGCCACCAACCACCCCACAGAGACAGGCAUUAGAUUAAUUUGACUGCCACCAACCACAGCUCAUAAAUAAGCAUUAUAUGUGUGCACCCAACCAUCGAACAUUAAUUGCCAUUAUCAGUGUGCCCCAAACACUACGCAUAAAUUGGCUGCAUUGUAUUUAUUAAGCUUAUUGGUUGUGCGCUUGUCACUUCUAAAACAUCUGAAAUAAAAUAUUGCAAAUGCAAGAAAUACUUGAUUCUUGAUUUCAGAAUCCAAAUUUUCAUCUAUUCAAGUCCAGUCACUCCAUAUGAACAUAGUCUUAAAGAAAAGGUUAGCCUAAAAAUAGUUAUAAUUCUCUUUUCAAAAUUUUGAAAUGCAGGCCUCUUGUUUAAUUUUUAUAUUCUGAUAUGGAAUAUAUUUUUGAUGUGGAGCGUUGUGCAAUAUCGACUAAAUACUAUGACGAAUAAAUUUUUAGGAAAUUGAAUUUAGUCUAAUUUUAUCCUGAGUGAGUAAAAUCCCUCGAGUUAUGACUUUAACUGGAUUAUUUUUCAGCCUUUUCUUCUCAUUAUAGAGUAGAUGUAAUGAAUGAUCUUAACUCGCCCCUUUCCCACCCCAUAUUAUUAAGAGGUUAUGUCUAUCUCUUAUGACAUUGUAGUGAGCAAGAAACACCUGCCUUGGAACAAAUCAUUUAAUAAGAUGUGGAGCUGUUAUUUACAGCAAAGUUGUUCUUUACUAUUAAUAAAUGAAUUAUGUUUUUUCCUCUAGUGCCGAUGGGUGGAAGAACACUUGGGACUGGAAUGGCUGGAUAAAGUUAUUUUUGUCAAAGAUACAACUCUGCUGACAGGCCAUGUGGUAAUAGAUGAUAGAAUUUCAUUUAAAGGUAUUUUCUAAUCUGGUUACUGUAUUGAGAGUUAUUAAGGAAAUUUUUUACAUGUUUAAUUGAAUAUUUCUAUUUAUUUGGACCACUUAGUGAAUGUAAAAAUUGUAGCGCUGUCUGUUACAAAAUAGGUUUCAUGCUCAUGUCUUAUAGUUGAAAUGUUGGAUCGCUGGCAAACACAUAAGAGGUAUUUUCUUCAUUGUUUUAAAUGAAUCUGAAGUGGUCCUAAUUAUGCCUAAUUCCAAUUGUCAUGUCUUUAUGGUUACAAAUGCCAACUGAACUCAUGUUAUAGUCUAUCCAUAUCACCUAGGAUGCAUCAAAUCCCCGAAAUGGGAGCACAUCGUGUUCUCAGCCUGUCACAACAGCAAGUGCAGCAUAGGGUAUAAGAAACGAUUGAACAACUGGUGUGAUGGCAGUUGGAAGCGUCUCAUCCUUGAUCAGCGCAAGCAUUUACUAGCGUCCUACUAA
Molecule: messenger RNA, 2633 nt
Organism: Lymnaea stagnalis (great pond snail)
Lineage: Eukaryota; Metazoa; Mollusca; Gastropoda; Lymnaeidae
Source: the annotation of a GenBank genome assembly